This is a messenger RNA of Tilletiopsis washingtonensis, 1215 nucleotides long. RefSeq names its product putative ran GTPase activating protein 1. Gene Ontology annotation, cellular component: nucleus; cytosol; perinuclear region of cytoplasm. The record is from RefSeq and is a predicted model, not a curated record. Gene Ontology annotation, biological process: activation of GTPase activity; nucleocytoplasmic transport. Lineage: Eukaryota; Fungi; Basidiomycota; Exobasidiomycetes; Entylomatales. Gene Ontology annotation, molecular function: small GTPase binding; GTPase activator activity. The transcript is spliced from 3 exons. Bases 1 to 1215 code for a protein of 404 amino acids.
AUGGCGAACCCACGUUCCUUCACGCUGCGCGGCGACGCGCAGCUCAAGCUCUCGUCGCGCGACGACAUCGCGCCGUACCUCGAGAAGCUCGACGCCAUCGAGGACCUCGAGGAGGUGCACCUCGGCGGCAACUCGCUCGGCGUCGAGGCCUGCCGCGCCCUCGCCGAGGUGCUGCAGCGCAAGAAGCAGCUCAAGAUCGCCGACUUUGCCGAUAUCUUCACGGGCCGCCUCAUCGACGAGAUCCCAGAUGCGCUGCGGGCGCUCUGUGACGCGCUGCUCGAGACCGAGUCGCUCGUCGAGCUUGACCUCUCCGACAAUGCCUUUGGCGGCCGCAGUGCUGAGCCGAUGGUGCAGCUCCUCACGCACAACCACGCGCUGCAGGUGCUCAAGCUCGCCAACAACGGCCUCGGCAUCACCGGCGGCACCAUCGUCGCCAACGCCCUCACUGCCGCGGCCAAGGAGCUGCAGAGCCAGGGCCGCGAGUCGAACCUGCGCACCGUCAUCUGCGGGCGCAACCGCCUGGAGAACGGCUCGGCGCCGGCGUGGGCCGAGGCGUUUGCGGCGCACGGCCGCCUGCGCGAGGUGCGCAUGUACCAGAACGGCAUCCGCAUGGAGGGCAUCGAGGCCAUCACCUCGGCGCUGACCAAGUGCCCGACGCUCGAGGUGCUCGACCUCAUGGACAACACGGCCACGCUGCGCGGCUCGCGCGCCAUUGCUGCCUGCCUGCCCUCGUGGCCGGCGCUGCACACGCUCAACCUCAACGACUGCCUGCUGCGUCCGCGCGGCGGCGCCCUCGUGGCGCAGGCGCUCGGCAAGGGCAACAACAAGGCACUGCGCAAGCUGCAGCUCGGCUACUGUGAGCUCGACCCCGCGGCGCUCUCGGCGCUGGCAAAGGCCAUCUCGGCGCAUCUCGAGCAGCUCGAGAGCCUCGAUGUGAACGGCAACUGGGCGGAAGAGGAUGAUGAGAGUAUCGAGAGCAUCAAGAAGGCGUUGGAGAAGUGGGGCCACGAGGAGGGCCUGGAGGAGCUCGACGACCUCGACCCGGAAGGCGAGCUGUCUGACGCCGAGGGCGAGGAUGCCGCAGUCGCAGACGAGACCGAGGCAGAGGAUGACGAGGACGAGCUGGCGGAGACGACCGCUGCGACGGAGCAGCUCUCUGUCGCGGACACGCAAGAGGUGAGACUGGCAGGCGAGCCGCAUCUGCUUAGCUGCUGA